Phalacrocorax carbo (great cormorant) is the source of this 4940-nucleotide messenger RNA. The record is from RefSeq and is a predicted model, not a curated record. Lineage: Eukaryota; Metazoa; Chordata; Aves; Suliformes; Phalacrocoracidae.
UCAGGAAACAUGGAAGUAAGUAAGCAGUGGUGUAGCUCCUGUGGAAGACAGUAACAUCCUGCCUCUUUCCUGGCUGACUCGUAGGUACCAGAGAUGCACUCGUAUCCUCCCUGUUCAGUUCCUUUCACCAGUGCAAGCCGUGAUGCUGAGGAAGGUUGCCAGGUCUGCAGUGCUGCUGGCCAAAGUCCUCAGUUCACACAGCCAUCUUAGGUAGCAGCAAGGGAGUGUACCUGUGUCCUCUGCCCAGCCAGUGCCUCUGCUCUGACCUUUGGGGUCUCGCACUGGUGGCUUCCUUCUUGAUUUUCAGUCUUUCCUCUCAGAACAUCACCAGCAGAGCCACUGGCACCUCGUGUUUUAUGAGGGGCCAUGCUCUAGUCCACAGUUCAGUUCCAAAGGACCUUUCUGCAUUAGAGCCUGCAGUGGAUCAAACUGGUGGAAGGUCUUAGGAUUCCUUUUGUUUCUUCUCUGAACCUCAGUGUUGUGCUAGAGAUGUCCUUCCUCCAUUUCAUCACAUCACGAGCUCUUCUAUAAGCCAGGAAUUCCAGUAAUAUGAAGAUAACUAGAAAUUAUUUCAAAUUUGGACCAUCUGUGCUGGCUGGGCCCAAUGUCCUCUCGCAUUAUUGAGCAGGUGGAAGGGAAUUGCGAGGUAGGGGGGACACAUAACUGGUACCAUAAGGCCACUGGUAUUGUGAUACCUGCCAUGUGCGGCGGACCACAAUGCCAGGAGCAUUGUGCAGCAUAGCAGGGUCCAAAUCCUUUGAGCUGUCUCGGUGCGGUUACUCUGUCUCACUCCAGCUGGCUGCCUUUUCAUGAAGAUAGCACUGUUGUCUGGCGCGUUCUGCAGCUGGCAGGUGGGAAAGAUGAUUUUCUCUUCCACAACUUUCUACCUCCUCUAGGUUCAGAGCAAAAGGUAAAGCCAGUGUCUUUGGAAUGCCCUGCAUUGGAGUGUGAUGAUACCUUCAGCCAUACCAUACUCUCUUUAAUCAUGCUUCUUCCAUGCUAAUGAAUAAUUAACUGCUGUGUGCAUAUGCACAGACACGCUGGUCAUGGGCAUCUCUGCAGGGUCGUCCUGACCUGCAGAUGAUCGUAGGGAGCUGCUUACCUCAGCACACAAUCUUUUGGCCUCUCUGCUGGUCUGUUAUCUCUUUGGCCACCAGCUGACCAAAGCUAAUGUCUCCAUGACCUGCAUUGGCAAUAAGCGAACGUCGAUCGCUCCCCAGCCUUCUCGAAGCAUGAGCGUGCAAACAGAUUGAGGUGAUCUAGGUGUGAAUUUGCAGCAAGUCAGCUCCCACACUGUAACUCCCCCAAGAGGCUGUGGCCGCACCAACUCUCUUGGAGCCCCAGGUGGGUCCCCACCCCUUGCUGAGUGCCUCAGGUGAAGAAGGAUGCGGUGCUGGCUGCAAACGCUUUUCCAAAGGAAAUUUAAAGUCAGGCUCCUCUUUCUCCUGCUCUUGGCCUUCCUGGCACACCUGGUGAUAGAUUUGGCUCUCCCUGCAGCCCACAGGCCCUGCGGCUGUGACGCAAAAGCAGCUAAAGCCUCGGGUGUCCCAUCAGGCAGCUCUGUGCUUGCUGGCCCCAAAAAGCUGAGCUUGCGAAUCCUUCAGGAUUUCAGUGGCAGCAACGGCUCCUUGGAGAAAAGCUCCCAGCCGCAGGGAGCAGGGCCGCACGCAAGGGCUGGACAGCCGGGGGUCUGGCACCAGCACGGAGAGGCAAAUGCAGGGAGGACCAAGGGAUCAAAGCUGGCGGCGCUCUUCGAGCAUCCUCUUUACAACAUCCCAAUCCCGGAGGUGACAGAGAAAGACAAGCUGUUUGUCGUCAACCCCAUGGAGAAGUUCACCCUGCGCAGCAGUGGGAGCGAUGAAUGGGUCAGCAGCAGUAAAGCCGAGACGCUCCUCCCGACAGGGAAGACAGCCUACGACACCUACCCCACCUGGCUCAAAUUCCACGUUGGCAUCAACCGCUAUGAGCUGUACCCACGCCGGGACCCCCUGAUGCCCACCCUUCUCCAGGACUUGGCCAUGCAGAGGAUCGUCAGCUCCGUCCAGAAAUCCGGUGGGACCCAGCUCAAGCUCAUCAUGACGUUCCCGAAUUACGGGCAGGCCCUCUUUAAGCCCAUGAAGCAGACCCGGGACCAGGAGACUCCCAUCGACUUCUUCUACUUCUCGGACUUUGAGCGGCACAACGCGGAGAUUGCAGCCUUCCAUCUGGACAGGAUCCUUGAUUUCCGGCGAAUCCCCCCGGUUUCUGGCCGUUUGGUCAAUAUAACGAAGGAGAUUCGUGACAUCACCACAGACAAGAAACUGGCCAAGACUUUCUUCAUCUCCCCAGCGGGCAACGUCUGCUUCUACGGGGAGUGCUCCUACUACUGCUCCACCGAGCACGCCCUCUGCGGCAAGCCGGACCGACUGGAGGGCUCCAUGGCCGCCCUGCUGCCUGACAAGACCUUGGCCAAGCGCCGCUCCUGGCGCAGCCCCUGGCGCCGCUCCUACCACAAGAGCAAGAAGGCUGAGUGGGAGCUGAACCCCAAUUACUGCGCUCAGGUGCGAGAGACGCCGCCCUACGACAGGGGCCAUCGCCUCCUCGACCUCAUCGACAUGACGGUCCUUGAUUUCCUUAUGGGCAACAUGGACCGGCACCACUACGAGACCUUUGAGAAAUUUGGGAAUGACACUUUCCUGCUUCACCUGGACAACGGCCGCGGCUUUGGCACACACUCACGCGAUGAACCAUCCAUCCUGGCCCCCCUAAGGCAAUGCUGCAGCAUCAAGAAAUCGACCUACCUGCGGCUGCAGCUGCUGGCCACCCAGCCCUACCGCCUGAGCGACCUGCUGCGGGAGGCGCUGGCCACCGACCCCUUGGCCCCGGUCCUGGCCGAGCCCCACCUGCGGGCACUGGACCGUCGCCUGGGGAAGGUGCUGGCGGUGGUGGGACACUGCCUGGCCGGGGCGGCCCACCUGGACGAGGUGCUGGUGGAUGAUGUGGGGUCACAGGUGUGACGGGGGGCUCAGUACCCCACUGGGUUGGGGUGUUUUGGCAUGCUGCCAGGGGCGAUAUGGUCAUCAGCGUGCAGCUCUGACUCUGUGUAGCAUCAGCUUUCGGUGACGCCGGAGCAAGCGGCGUGAUGCACCAGGAAAGUGGACUGUAAGGAUAGAUGGGGUGGGGAGGGUAUUUAAAUAAAAAGGUUGGCCUAGUGGAGAAGACACGAGCUGAGAUCUCCCCCACUGGGGCUGCUUUCCCAGCCCUGACCUGUCCCUGCAUGCCUGGACGUGUCACUUCAGCCCUCCAAAGCCUUUUAGGAAAGGUUUGGCAUUUUUCCUGGCUUUCCCUAGCAAGAGCUGCCAAACUUGAGCAGUUGGCAAGCUCCUUCUGCCACCCCCACCCCUGCCCCCAGCAUGGCAAUGCUCUGGUGAUACCCAGAAAAAGAGCUGAGUGUCUCCGCUGCUGCUGUGGGGAAACUGAGGCACAAGUUCCUGGCCACUUGCUGCUUAUCCCUGUCCCGCUCUUGUCCCGCUCUUCCAAUGCCCACCCAAAAACCUGGCAUCGACAUCGUCGCCUCCGCUGCUGCGCUGGGGGUGCAGCAAGGGGGGGACAAGCCUCACUCCCUCCCCAGCAUCUGCCAAAACCCCCUGAGAACUGCUGCCAGCUCCCUCCCUGCCCGAAAAAGUGGCUCUUAGGAGGGGAUGGAUUGACCCGGGGACGUGCACCCUAUUUAGUGCCUGGUGGCUCAGCACCCAGCUUAUCCCCUGAGCCUCCCGGGGGGGUUAAUCCGCGGCAGGGUUACAUCAGCUGGGGCAGGUGCCAUUGCUACGGCCACCACCAGUGUCCCCAGGACAGGGCACAGGGUUGGCAUCGGCGUGGCCAGAGAUAAAGGUGCCGUGGGGGAGGAGAGCUGUCCUCCGGCCUGGCCGGUCACCCACGGAGCAAUGGGAAGCCACAGAAAAGGGGGAAAAAGGGCAGCUGCCGCAGUGGGAGACGGAUCUGCCCCGGAAAAGCCAGGCAGAGAUUUAGGCCAGAAUAAAAAAUGGGCUCGAAAGGGAGGAAAAAAAAGAAAGGGAGACAAAGAGGAUCUGUCUGUGUUACACAACGGGACCGGGGACUCUGAAUCAGGGUUUGUUGCAGCGUGCCCCCCCGAUGCUGCCGCACGCCCUCCUGUUCUGCCCCGGCUUGCGUACCAAACCCCGGCGCGGGGAGGAAAAGGUUUCAGGGCUGUUUUGCAACAGGUUGCUCCCCUUCUGCAGGCUUCGUAAUUUUUAACCCUUUCUAGAAAUGCCUUUUCGACACCGUACCAAAAGCCGGCGGGGCUGCUCCCGCCCUGUGCCCCACGGACGUGGCCCCACAACUGUCUCUGGAUACAGGCGGCCGGUUUCCCCCUCGCCGAGCCCCCCCCCCCCCGGCAAAUCUUCUUCUGAGGCGCCCUCAGAUUUAGAAGCCGGGGCGUGGGAGGGCGGCUGUUUUCUCAGCCCAGCGAGUUUGCACAAGGUCCUGGCUGCAACGCCGCGCGUUCAAGGUCCCACGGGAGCAGCCAGUCUUGGCUCGCACCCCCCCUGCCGAGCCGGCCCUGCCGCUUGUGGGGGGAGAGGGAUGGUAACGGGGUGUCUGAGGCUACGGGCCCGGGGAGCAGCAGAACCUGCCAGCCCGGUCGAGGCGGCGUGGGCGCACGGGCGUCGAGCGGGGCUGCCCGUGCCGCGGGGACAGGUUUGGCCGUACCGUCGUGCCGCAUGGUGUGUGGGGGUACCGGCUAUUUUGCACCCCACCGAGACUCCAAACUGGCCACCCCAGCAAAACCCAAAUUGGGCCGGGGCGCAGCCCUGCACCUGGGAGCCCCUAUUUUGGGCUGGCGUCACCCAUGGGACCUGUAAGGAGCCUGGCUGUGCCUGGCAGCGUGGGCUGCCUGUGACCCCCAUGGGCAUGGGAGUGGGUGGGUGGGGAGCCCCCCGGGG